Pollicipes pollicipes is the source of this 2495-nucleotide messenger RNA. It is a transcript of the gene Pyroxd1, whose product is annotated as pyridine nucleotide-disulfide oxidoreductase domain 1. NCBI's taxonomy places the organism in Eukaryota, Metazoa, Arthropoda, Thecostraca, Pollicipedomorpha, Pollicipedidae. The record is from RefSeq and is a predicted model, not a curated record. The coding region runs from base 98 to 1555 and encodes 485 amino acids. Gene Ontology annotation, molecular function: oxidoreductase activity. The transcript has 10 exons.
GCAGUGUUAGUGGUCGUAACAGUUGGCUGGUAGUGCUGGUAGUCUGGUGUAGUGCUAAUAACAGUUGGCUGGUGAAGUAUAGAGUUAAGUAAUAGAAAUGGCAGAAGAAAAAUGCACAUACCUGAUUAUUGGAGGUGGCAUCGCGGGUGUUUCAUGUGCUGAACAGCUGUCGUUCGACGAGCCGUCGGCGGACGUGCUGCUGGUGUCGGCGGCCGACACCGUGCGCCAGGCGUCAGCCGUCCAGGUGACACGGCUGGCGCACGAGCUGCGCGUGCGCGAGGUCAGCGGGCGGCGGCUGGCCGAGCUCUACCCCAACGUCCGGCUGCGCCAGGGCCUGGCGGCCGGGCUCGACGCUCAGCGCAAGGAGCUGCGCCUGGCGGACGGUGCCGUGGUGCGGUACGACCGAGUGUGUGUGUGCACGGGCGCCCGGCCGCGGUUCCCGCUGCCGGAGCACCCGGCCGUCAUCGGUAUCCGGGAUGGUCACUCGGUGGAGGAGCUGCGGCGCCGACUGAGCUCCGCCCGCCGCGUGCUCAUCGUCGGCAACGGCGGCAUCGCCUCUGAACUGGUUUUCGCACUGCAGGACGUGGAGGUGAUCUGGGUGAUCAGAGACGGCUCUAUCUCGUCCACCUUCGUGGACCCCGGCGCAGCCGAGUUUCUCCUGCCGCAGCUGGAGAAGCAGGGGGCCGAGGAGCCGACAAAGGCGCCCGGCCCCAGACGCUGGCGUUACAAUGCGGCGGAGCUGGGCGUGGACGGCGCACCGUUGGCCGGCGUGCCGGGCUGCGCGCUUGGGCCGGACUGGCUGCAGCGGCUGGAGGGCUUCACCGCUGGCACCGCGGCAGAGGGUGCCGAGCACUACGCCACGCCACGUGCACUGCGGCCGCUGCCUGUGGGGCUUUGUGCGCCCCCUCGCUCUAACGUGCCUCUCCCUGCAGACAGCUGGCCGGUGUACGUUGAACUGAGCAGCGGCGAGAUCGUUGGCUGCGACUUCGUUGUGUCCGCCACUGGCGUCAGGCCCAACACCGAGCCCUUCACCGCCGACGCGGCGCUCCGCCUGGCCGACGACGGCGGCCUGCUGGUGGACGAGCAUAUGCGGACCAGCGAGCCGACCGUGUACGCGGCCGGGGACGUCUGCACGCCCGGAUGGGAGCUGGCGCCGCACUGGCUCCAGAUGCGGCUGUGGAGCCAGGCGCGCCAGAUGGGUCUGUACGCAGCCAAGUGCAUGUCAGCCGACCGGCUGGGCCAGCCGCUGCUCAUGGACUUCUGCUUCGAGAUGUUCGCGCACGUGACCCGCCUGCUGGGCCACAAGCUGAUCCUGCUGGGCCUGUACAACGGCCAGCGGCUGGGCACUGACUACACGGCACUCAUCCGCAUGACGCCUGGUGUGGAGUUCGUGAAGGUGGUGCUGAGAGGCGGCCGCGUGCAGGGAGCCCUGUUGCUGGGGGACACGGAACUGGAAGAGACGUUCGAGAACCUGAUCCUCUCGCAGAUGGACGUCAGCCAUCUGGGCGACGACCUGCUGGCGCCGGACGUCGACAUUGAUGACUACUUCGACUGAAGAGGGCGCCAGGGCUCGGGACUGGUGCGGAGGAGACAGCGGUCGGUGGUCACGUCGGGGUCGGGCCCCCGCGGUGCUCAUCCCUCCUGUCAGGGCUCGGGACUGGUGCGGAGGAGACAGUGAUCAUGAUCAUGUCGAGGUCAGGUCCCCGCGGUGCUCAUCCCUCCUGUCCGGGCUCGGGACUGGUGCGGAGGAGACAGCGGUCGGUGGUCACGUCGGGGUCGGGCCCCCGCGGUGCUCAUCCCUCCUGUCAGGGCUCGGGACUGGUGCGGAGGAGACAGUGAUCAUGAUCAUGUCGGGGUCAGGUCCCCGCGGUGCUCAUCCCUCCUGUCAGGGCUCGGGACUGGUGCGGAGGAGACAGCGGCCGGUGGUCACGUCGGGGUCGGGUCCCCGCGGUGCUCAUCCCUCCUGUCAGGGCUCGGGACUGGUGCGGAGGAGACAGUGAUCAUGAUCAUGUCGGGGUCAGGUCCCCGCGGUGCUCAUCCCUCCUGUCAGGGCUCGGGACUGGCGCGGAGGAGACAGCGGCCGGUGGUCACGUCGGGGUCGGGUCCCCGCGGUGCUCAUCCCUCCUGUCCGGGCUCGGGACUGGUGCGGAGGAGACAGUGAUCAUGAUCAUGUCGGGGUCAGGUCCCCGCGAUGCUCAUCGCUUCUGCCAGGGUGAGAGGCAGGUGACGCCUUAGGUGCUGAGUGCGUCGUAAAGGUCCCAAUGCGAACGACGCCGUUGAUGCCGCCCAAGGGGUUGGAUGAUUAUCCGUCUCAGGAGUGGAGGGCAGGUCGCCUACCCCUGCAGUCAUCAGUCAUUGUCGGAGGCAUGCGAAGCAUGUCGUGUUUGUCAGUCAGAAGUUUUACAGAGUCAUGGCCAUGGUUUGUUAUCAAGUGUACGGAUGUAUUUGUUAACAGCAUCUUUAUUCGCGGCGUCUUGCUGUGUUGAUAAUACACG